AUGAUUCGAUUACUCGUCUUGGCUGUCACAGCCCUUGUGGUGAAGUCUGAAGAGGAAGUAAUGAGGAAUUUAACUACUGUUACCUGGGCUCAUGCCGUUAAUAACAAAACGUAUUUGGACGCGGCUCUCGCAAGUGACAUCUGCAUGUUGGAGGCUGAUAUAGUCCUGGGAACUAUCAUCGGCAAAGAGGGUCCACCGAUUCCUGUUAUGGCUCACCCUCCAGCCACCAGCUCGGAUCUUUCCCUCGCCGAUUUCCUGUCGACCGUAGCAAAGUACAACAACGUGAACUCUAAACAGAAAGGAGUCAAGUUGGACUUUAAGACUAUUGAGGCUUAUGAGAAGAGUCAGGAGUUGAUUGCUCAAUAUAGCAAGCCUCAGAUAACUUUCCCACUAUGGCUGAACGCUGAUAUCCUGCCAGGCCCUGUGGACUCCACUACGAAGCCGGUUGACCCUGUUAAGUUCCUGGAACUCGGUGCUAAGCAUCCACGCGCAGUCCUCUCCGUGGGUUGGACCACGAACUAUGGCGGGAGUAUCACCGAAGGAGAGUAUAGCGGGGAGCAGAUAGGCACUAUGCUGAGAAUGAUCAACGAACACCGUAUCAAUCAAACUGUAACUUUUCCAGUUCGCGCAGGCUUAGCAGCUAACAGUCAGCCUGUAAUCUUAGACCUUCUUCGAGAAACAUCUUCUCUCAAUUGUUCAAUGACUGUCUGGUCCAGCGAGGGAGACCACGUGGAGGUGAACCGUUUGCGAGCCCUGAUUCUCACGGUUGGGUUAGAGAGAACAUACCUGGAUGUACCCCAGGACCUGGCAGCUAAACUUCACCUUCCCCCGCCUGAUGCUAAGAAGAAUUAA
Molecule: messenger RNA, 852 nt
Organism: Arctia plantaginis
Lineage: Eukaryota; Metazoa; Arthropoda; Insecta; Lepidoptera; Erebidae
Source: the annotation of a GenBank genome assembly